This is a messenger RNA of Penicillium malachiteum, 3474 nucleotides long. RefSeq names its product ankyrin repeat-containing protein. The record is from RefSeq and is a predicted model, not a curated record. Lineage: Eukaryota; Fungi; Ascomycota; Eurotiomycetes; Eurotiales; Aspergillaceae. The coding region runs from base 1 to 3474 and encodes 1157 amino acids. The transcript is spliced from 8 exons.
AUGGACGAACAGGCUGCGACAAAGGCCCACCAUUUUCUAAAUUUCAGACGAAACCCCAAUAAGAAGUCCAAAAAAGCGGGAGUCCAGCAGCGUGAGGCCACAAGCAGCCUCAUCCCCAAAUCUGGGCACAAUACCGGUGAACAGUCAACCAUGAAGAACGAGAAAGUGCUGGCAGAUCACCUUGUCGAGACUUCUCAACAGCUCGUUUCUACUGAUUAUACGGCUGCUCGUAUCCAGACCACGGAGAAGCUCACUUUCUGGGAAAGAGCCAAACUUGACGAGGAUAUCAUGGCCAAGCACAAUGUGGGUGAUGAGGCACACAUGAGAAAGUUUGCGACCGUGCGACUUGAAGAAAUGCAGAUGUCCACGAUUGUGCAAAUCGUGGAAAAGUUCUCUGGCUUUCUGGGAAGUGUGGCGGCAUUGGAUACCUCACAGCAUGCGGGACUCGCAUGGGCAGGAGUCUGUGUUCUUCUACCGUUGAUUACAAAUGAUACCAAAGAAAGACAAAUAGCUAUUGAUGGGAUCGAGGUCAUGACGCGCAUUACCGCGCGAUACACGACAUCGGAUCGCGAUUACACUUCUGGGAGCAUAAACCAUGAUCCUUCUUUUGAGAAAGCUCUGGUGAGACUUUAUCGCAAGGUCACUCUAUUCUACAUGAAGGCCUCCUGUUAUUUUGCUAGGUCAACCUUCAAAAGAACUCUGCGAGGGACCUUUGCCGCUGAUUCCUGGACUUCGGCACAAUCCGCUGUAGAACAAGCCGAUAAAGACUGCCAUCCAUUUACGGUUUCUCUUGGCCUCUCAACGCUUCUUGGGAAACCUGAUGGGAUUCUGGACUCUUUGCGCGAGAUACAAUUAGAUGACCAUAUUGAUCGAGUCAAGAAAUGGCUGGUCCAUGAUGUUGAUGUGGAAUAUCAGCAUGCGAGUACAAGGGAGAAACUUGGCGCACAAUAUCGAGAACCCGGAAAGUGGCUUCUUGACUCACCAGAGUUUCAAGAUUGGAUUCAAGGCUCUCAGGGACAAUUCUGGAUUCAAGGGGUCAUUGGGACAGGGAAAACAUCACUGGUUUCGAUUGUUCAAUAUCAUGUCAAACAAACGUUUGAAAACCUCGCCUUUUUCUACUUCAGCGGCAGCUUUGCGGAUAGUGCUUCGGGGAAAAACAUGCAUCUUACCAAAUUCCUGCGGGCUCUUAUAGAGCAGCUUGCUUUAUCCCCAAAUGGUGACCGGAUUGCCGAAGAGGAAGACCUUUAUUUCACUAGAGCAGUGGAAGAGGGAACGCUGCGGUCGCCAACACCACUAGAUUUUCAACAAGCGUCUGAGCUGCUGGUUGAAGUUAUCAACAGUCGAGAUGAGACCAUUCUCAUCCUGGAUGGAUUGGAUGAAUUCCCUUCCUUCGUUUCACUUCUCUCCAGUUCGCAAACAAUUGAUCAUCGUGCAAACAACCUCAAGAUUCUGUUCUCAAGCCAAUAUGUGGACAGCUUCCCAGACAUGAAAAUGUUCGUUGAGGGGGAACUUCGUAGGUUUCAGGUUCAACGCCCAAACCUCAUCGACGAGACCCUAGCCGCGGAUAUCAUCGAAACCCUCCCAGAGAAGGCAGAAGGAACUUUCAAAUGGGCAGAGCUGACUCUAAAGGCUGUUCUUGAUCCAGAUAGUGAAAUCAAUGCCAAAGAAAUCAACACCAACUGGCAAUCAAUUAAGAGCGCAGAGUUCCAAUGGGCUACAAGGGACUUUAUCCAGAUUUACGAGGAUGAUAUUGCAGAGAGCACAGACGGAGUAUCUGAGGUUCGAAUAUCAAAAAUUUGUCGCAAUUUCCUCUUUCUUUCCGAUGAAGGAACUGUCACACUCUCACAUUCCUCGGCUCGAGAUUAUCUUAGCCUUAAGUUAUCUCGUCGGAUCAAGCAGUUUCUCCAUACAGACCAAGAGAGCAACGAUGUGGAAAACACAGAUGAGAAUGUUCUAAGAAUUGCACGUGAGACGUCUCUUCAACUAGCAAGCUCCAGGAUCUGCACUGAAUGCCUGGAUAUUAUCCUGGAUUCUAAAAACUGGACCAAAGAGGAAUCAGAGGGUAGCCCAUUGCUCACUUAUGCUUGCAAAUUCUGGCCAAAGCACGCAGCCUUGUGCAAUGACAAAUACUUCCAAGACGAGAUUCUUGCUAAAAUCAAAAGUCUGUUUCAUAUGAGAAAUUCUGACACGUUUCGGAGAUGGGUCUCUGUUUUCGAUGCUGUUGAGUCAUUCCAAUUGUCCAAAGAGCCCGACCCUUCAUAUUAUGCCGUCAUUUUAGAAAUGCCCGAUAUUGUUCAAUUCUGUCUUGACCAAGGGUCAUCCGCCACCUCUAGGGGAGGCAAGCAUGGCUUCCCUCUUCAAACCGCUUGCUAUCUAGGAAACAUGACCAUCUUUUCUUUGAUGAUUUCAGGGACAGAUAUCAACAGCGUGGACAACGUCUAUGGUACACCAUUACAAGCAUCGAUUGCUGGUAAACAAAAAGCCGUUUCAAUUAGCUUGAUCUCCAAUUUCGGGGCCGAUGUGAACUUGCGGGGUGGGACCUUUGGAACAGCACAGCAGAUGGCUCUCGCCCUCAAUGAUCUCGAUCUUCUUGCAUUCUUUGAUGCGCACGGUUCUAGGAUGGAAGAUGAAAAUGGAAGAGGUCAAGCAUGGGCUACUGCCUGGGAAUCAAACUACGCCACCAUCCAGAGAAUCAGAAUUACAGAGAGGCUACGUAAUUUGCUACGCAUAAAAUCGAGUUUUCUACCCCUGUCUGUGGACUCAGAUUUACAGCUACUGGCCAUCUGCAUUCAUACCCGAUCUAUUGCUCUCGCGAGUUCAUCGUACCAAGACUUCAUGCUACGUGCCUUUGGUGACCAUGCUUUUCGAAGGCUAGCAGAGUACAAGGGCCAGGUAAGAGAGUAUACUGCAUUGGUGAUCUGCUCUGAACGGAUGCGAGAAGAGGAUCUUGACUGCAGGAGCUUCAUACCACGAGCGCUUUCCUGGCUGGUGCUCCUUGCUAUAUCAGUCGAUGGCGAUGUGGACACCAUGGAGCUGAUUGAUUAUUUAGCAACCUCUAUUGGCCGCCAAGAAUCUUUCUUGAGCAAAUACCCAGAUUAUUCGAAGCAUUCUGCACUUAGGCAAGUGGUCGCCGAAUAUUUUGCCCAGAUCCUGAGCCAUUUACUUUCCUCGCCUCUUCCAGUGUCUCGUACUCGCAUACUGAAACGGCUUUUUAAAGGACUUCGGAUGAAGAAUGAGAAGGAAAAUAUCAUCAACUCUUUGUCACCGCUCGCCGCGAGCGCGAUUGCGCUCGAGGAUAGUGAUAUUACAGAGAGUAAGGCAGAUGACGAUAAAGCUUGGCAACAGAACGUCAAAUCUUUUAUGGAUGACAUGAAGGGGGAGAUAAAAGAGAUGAGAGAGACGAUUCUGGAUCUGAAGCGUCUAAUUGAAACCUUGAUCAUGACUAGAGAGAGAAAUACAUCUCCCAAGGGCUAG